Messenger RNA from Alosa alosa (allis shad), 964 nucleotides. RefSeq lists its product as uncharacterized. Lineage: Eukaryota; Metazoa; Chordata; Actinopteri; Clupeiformes; Clupeidae. The record is from RefSeq and is a predicted model, not a curated record. The transcript has 5 exons. Bases 170 to 964 code for a protein of 264 amino acids.
CUUUGAGGUCUUUAUCUGUUUAGUUCUUCAAGAUGGAAAACAAAAAAAACCUUAUGACAGGAGUCCACCUCUGAGGCUGAAAUGUGUGGCAACGAGAUCAAGGCCCUUGGCAAAAUCGUUCAUCUUCGGGGAAGCAGUGGGGGCGGAAUGGUCGUCUCUCAACUACUGUAUGCUGACCGAUGGUAAAGCUGUUUACUUGUUGGUUCUGCCGGAGGGAAAAGAAGAUAAAGUGUUUUUUAACCAGACCUAUGUCUUCAAACACCUCGUCAUCAAAGACACGCGGGCAUACUUCAACGACACAGUGUGCUACAAGUCUUACGAGAUGGCUGUGAGUCCCGAGAUCCUCGACCAAGCUGCCAAACUACUGCUUCCCCCCUCCAAACCUGUCAAAGCAGCAGAGAUAAACACGUCAGCAUCUCAGUACCUGACUGUCGAAGGACAGGUUAUCUCAGUCGGUGCAAUUCGCCAAGUACGCCUGAAGGAUGUCCCAAUACCCAUCCUCGAGCUAUAUUUGCAGGACGCAGACGUAGAGCUCGCUGUUUCCUUGUGGAGAGAGAUGGCGUUAUCAACGAUUGUUGUUGGUGAUUCGGUCAGGAUUUCGCACCUGAGGAAGCCCACCAACACUGCCUACGGGUUUAAAUUAAAUACCUCCACAUUUACAACAGUUACAAAAAUACAAUCAGAAGUCUCCACUGUGGAGGUGACACUGAUUGGGGCCGAGGUGGGGGAGACUGGUGCCAAAAUGUUAAUGGACACAGGGUUGGAGCUGCAGGUCCCACUGACAGAUUGGAGGGGGACAGAGCAGGAGUUUUUGGAGAGGCUCCCCCUCAAGCUGACUCUGGACAUCAUGGGGGAUUUCAUCACAUCUGCCCAUAAGCUUUUUGAGGAGGUGUGGGAACAGGGGGAGGCCGAAGACCUCGGCGUGGAUGCAGAGGAAGGGCUGGAGGGGCUGGAGGAUUUCUAA